Molecule: messenger RNA, 1869 nt
Organism: Symbiodinium natans
Lineage: Eukaryota; Dinophyceae; Suessiales; Symbiodiniaceae
Source: the annotation of a GenBank genome assembly
AUGGCGCAGAAGAAGCCGCCGGCGAACAUCGAGGAGUUCCUGUGGUACAUGCACACCUUGCUUGUGAACGCAGGAGGUCCCCUGCAGCUGGACAAGUUGAAGGACGAGUGGCUGAAGUUCCAUGGACACAAGUGCAACAUCGAGAGGUUCCUUGUGGUGAACGAGGCUGGUAUCGGGGCCACACUCAAGAGGAUCCCUCACGUCGUCAAGCUCGUGAACGAGUCGGGGACGAUGUUUGUCAAGGCUGCGCAACCGGCAGACAUCGAUCAAGCCCGGCUCAUUGAGGAGGACAAGACAUACCGAAAACAGCUGGCCGCGCGAAACGCCGAGAAGGCUGCAGCUGUGGGCACGUCGAAGGCGGCGCCCAAACCGCCGCCUGCAGCGGUUGCGGCGCCCCCUGCGGCGCCCCCCGCAGCGCCCGCAGCUGCCGCCGAGGGCAAGCGGCCUGCUGAGGGCGGCGAGGGCAAUGCGGAGAAGAAGCCCAGGAACGAACAAGAAGCGGCAAUGCUUGGGCGGAUGCUUAUGCAGGGCGUGGUCAGAGUCCUGCAGAACCGCGCCAAGAACAACCAGGGAGCGCUGCCCCUGGCAGAUCUGGAGGGGGAGUUCAAGGAGCUCUGGAAAGUCCCCUUCAACGUGAAGGAGGCCGGCGAAACCGACGUCCUCUCCUUCCUGCGCAAGUGGCCGGGGAAGGUGGAGCUGCAGAAGGACAAUGACUCCUGGAAGCUCGCGCUCCCGAAGAAGCCGGCGGGGCCCACCGCAGCCAAGUCCGCUCCAGGCGCGCCUCCAGCGGAAACGGCUCCCAAGGCCUCCCCCGACGUGCCACCGCCGACGCCGGCCCCUGUGCCCGUGGCACCGCCCCCACCAGCGGCGCCGAAGAAGGGAGGGCCCCCGUCUCGCCCCCCGACGAGCAUCGAAGACUUCUUGUGGAACAUGCACAGCCUUCUCCACGCCACGGAAGGUCCUCUGGAGCUGGUGAACUUGAGAGACCAGUACCACAAGCAUCACGGGCACAAGUGCAACAUCGAGCGGUUCCUCGUGGUGGGCGAGGGCGGCAUCGGCGCCACACUGAAGAGGAUCCCGCACGUUGUCGACGUCUACGUGGAGUCGGGCACGACCUACGUCAAGGCGUCGCAGCCUGGAGACAUCGACCGGGCCCAGCUCAUCGAAGAGGACAAGCGGUACCGGCGGGAGAUCGCAUCUCGGAACGCCGCCAAGGCGGCAUCAAUGGGCACGUCGAAGGCAGCCCCUCCUGUGAAAGCAGCGCCGGCGGCCUUGGGCGGCGAGGGCAAGCGACCCGCCGAGGGUGGCGAGGCCAAUGCGGAGAAGAAGCAGAGGCCCGAGACUGACCCCGCCACGCUCGGCCGUAUGCUGAUUCAGGGUGUCGUGCGCGUCUUGCAGAACCGGGCCAAGGCAAGCAAAGGAGCCUUGCCAGUGAGCGACUUAGAACGCGACUUCCAGGAGCUCUGGAGCGUUCCGUUCAACUUCAGAGAGGCUGGCGAGGCAGACCCAGUGAGCUUCCUCCGAAAAUGGCCAGCCAAGGUCGAGGUCUUCGGUGACCCCGGUGCUUGGAUGGUCCAGCUUGCGAAGAAGCCCACAGCAGCCAAGUCGGCGCCCCCAGAGGCGCCCGCCAAGGCUACGCCCGCUGAGCCGCCUCCCGCCGUGGCUGGACCAGGACCUCAGGCAGUGGCGCACCAGGAUGCGCCGGCCACGCCCGCCCCAAGGCCUGUAGCCGCAGAGGUUGCUGAUCCAGCAUUGGCCCAGCGUCUGACGGAACUGGAGCAGAAGGCCAACACUACUCUGGAGGGCAUGAGAGUGCUUCUCAAGCAGCAAGAGGCCUUAGUGGCCGAGCUCAACAAGCUGAAGAGCUAA